Lachancea meyersii CBS 8951 is the source of this 630-nucleotide messenger RNA. The record is from the annotation of a GenBank genome assembly. Lineage: Eukaryota; Fungi; Ascomycota; Saccharomycetes; Saccharomycetales; Saccharomycetaceae.
AUGUCUGUGGAAGAAGUUACGCAACAAACCCAGGAUUUGAACAUCGAAAAGCCAUCCACCGUUCUGUCGGAUGAAAAAGAGUUCCAAUUGAAGCACCCUUUGAACUCGAAGUGGACCCUAUGGUACACCAAACCUCCUGUGGACAAAUCUGAAUCCUGGUCCGACCUACUACGUCCUGUCACCUCCUUCGAGACCGUGGAGGAAUUCUGGGCUAUUCACAACGCUAUUCCAAAACCUCGUUAUUUGCCAUUCAAGUCGGACUACCAUUUGUUCCGUAACGACAUUAGACCUGAGUGGGAAGACCCAACUAACGCCAAGGGUGGGAAAUGGACCCACCAGUUCUGGGGCAAGACUCCAGACAUUGACGAUCUAUGGAUGCGCGCGCUGCUCGCAGUCAUUGGUGAGACUAUCGAUGAAGACGACUCCGAGAUCAACGGUGUAGUCAUCAACAUUAGAAAAAGCGCUUACAAGAUCGCUAUCUGGACAAAAUCUGCCGAUAAGAAAGAAGCUUUGACCAGAAUUGGUUCUAAAUUCAAGACUGUCUUGAAGCUAGGCGACGAUGCUCAACUGGAGUUCUUGCCUCACUCCACUGCCUCUGAAAAACACCCCCAACCAUCCCUAGUUUUGUAA